This is a messenger RNA of Syngnathoides biaculeatus (alligator pipefish), 1568 nucleotides long. RefSeq names its product CREB/ATF bZIP transcription factor (gene crebzf). Gene Ontology annotation, cellular component: nucleus. NCBI's taxonomy places the organism in Eukaryota, Metazoa, Chordata, Actinopteri, Syngnathiformes, Syngnathidae. Bases 376 to 1158 code for a protein of 260 amino acids. Gene Ontology annotation, molecular function: RNA polymerase II transcription regulatory region sequence-specific DNA binding; DNA-binding transcription factor activity, RNA polymerase II-specific. The transcript has 4 exons. The record is from RefSeq and is a predicted model, not a curated record.
AACGUCACUUAGGGCAGCGCCGCCAUGUUGAAAAUUGAGUUGGGACUCGGGAGACGUGACGUGCUGGGCUUUUUCUCAACACGCCACUUUCGGAUUUGCUUUUUGUUUUGUAUGAAAAGUCCUACAGCGGGACAUCUGUAAGCCGCGAUCAACCGUCUAUAUCGUCUUUACACUCCCCGCGUGUGAAGAGAAGGGUAAAUGUAACGGAAACUAUCGCAGUUCGAAAGUGUUGUGUCAUCCAGGCAUGAGCGCCGCAUGGUGCUAGCUAGCUGGCUAGUUAGCUUUGGCAAACGCUAACAAAAAACAAGGUCUAAAUUCUGCAUCUUCUGGACUUCAUUCCUUACGGUCCACUUACCACACAACACGCACAACACAAUGAUAACCAGGAGAAGAGGCAAUUGCAACACUGCAGUGAAGUCCCUGGAGGUUGAAGGGAGCAGUGCUGUGAAAACUAAAGAAGAUUUCUCAAGUUUCCCUGAGGACUUCCCAGCUGAUGACUUUGACAAAAUAGAAAAGGACCUCGACGACCAGUUGGGAAUGGAAGACCUGGAAUGGAUCCUUGAGAGAGAGACGACAGCCUUGCCAGUCUUUGACAUUGAGCUGGGUAAUCUUUACAGCACCAAGAACCAAGAUUCUGGAGCUGAAUGUUCAACCGCCACCUCUCCGGAGAAUUUGUCACCGGCCUUGAAGAUCAGGAGUAAGCAACGGCGAGACAGCCAAGUGAUCAACAAAAACGCAGUCGCUGCUCGGUUAAAUCGCCUUAAAAAGAAAGAAUAUGUUCACAGCCUGGAAAAAAAAGUGGGCAUCAUGUCCACGGAAAACAGCACGCUCAAAGCAGAAAACUCUCAUCUGACCAAAAGAGUGGAGGAAUUGGAAGAUGAGACCAGGUACCUGCGAGCAGUGCUGGCCAAUGAGAGCAUGUUAGCUCAGCUGUUGUCACGGCUGAGCGGUAUGAAUGGCAUGAAAUUAUCCUCCUCGCUUUUCCAGGGCGCUGACUCAAAUGAGCACGACUACGCUCUGCCACGGAAACGCGUGAAAGUGGAGGAGAAAGAGACAUCCGGUGGCGUGUGCCUCCACGUGGACAAGAACCACGUCUCAGUGGAGUUCUGCACUAAGUGUGCAGCGAGCGCGAGCGCAUCUCUUAAAAUUUUCUUCUAGGUAUUGGUUGAUCUACCAUGAGGGGUGAAUGGCUUUCUGAACACCUUAACCUGCUUGACUCCAUGUGGAUUCUGCUGGUGGAGGUUGAAGAGACUGGACAAGCUGCUGCCACCGUGGGCUGGUAUUUUUUUUAAGGUAGUAUCGGUAACAAUGGUAUAUGUUUUUUUUUAAAUUUUGCCUAUCGGCCAGAGUUUCUUCAGUGGGUUUUUGGAAGCUCAGUUCAACUCCACCAUCACGUGUGAUUUUUGUUGUCAUGGUAAUUGAAGUAUUCCAUUCAGAAGCACUCGCUUAGCCGAUGAGAUUGUCAUCAUUUAUAAUCAAUUGUAAAUGUGUACAUAAUUUGAAUAUGUGUCCUUUGAGGUAAUUGGCCUCUGAUAAGAGAUGGAAAAAUAAAUCAUAUUUUAACUAUG